CUCUCUCCUCUCUCUCUCUCAUACGUUAAUGCAAGAGCAUAUUUCUUCAAUCUGAUACAUAUUUCUCGCUUGCUACAGAUUGGAGAAGCGAUGGCGGUGGCGAUGUUUGACUUGAGGCUUCUAGUUUCCUUCGUUCUUCUGUCGGUGUGCCUGCUUCCUACUCAGGCUCAGGCCGGCAAGGUUCAGUACUGCGAUAAGGAAACGAAGUAUGCUGUUAAUGUCAGUGGAGUUGAGAUAUCUCCUUAUCCUAUAUCCAGAGGCAGGCGGACCACUUUUAGCAUCUCAGCAUCUACAGAUGAAGUGAUCUUUGGAGGAAAAGUACAGAUUGAUGUGCUGUACUUUGGAAUCAAUGUUUACAGUAAGAUCCAUGACCUAUGCGGGAAGACAUCUUGCCCUGUUGCUGCUGGUGAUUUCGUAAUUUCUCACUCUCAAUCGUUGCCUUUCUUCACUCCGCCGGGCUCUUACACACUUCAAAUGAAGAUGGAGGAUGAAAGCAAGCAUCAGCUGACCUGCAUCACCUUUGAUUUUAGCAUUGGGUUUUUAGCAUCGGAUGAGGUUAUAGCUGAUUCUUAAGUCCCCUGAAGUUGGUUUUAAACCGCGUAUGAAAACCCUAUGAUCAGUGUACAUAGACAACCUGUUAUGUACUGUUUCAGACAAUGCAUCUAUUUGAGCUUUGCCGGUGUCAUGUCAUGUGAUGCUUACGGUUGGUGAGGCUUACUUUGAAGACUAUUACAAGUUGAAAUCGUUUUUAUGCGUUUCUGGACAUAACUUGUGAUUGGAUUGCUGGUCCAUGUUGACAUGUAGUUAUUUCACCCUCUGAUAUAGAACUAUUUACAUGUGAUGGA
Messenger RNA from Diospyros lotus (date-plum), 845 nucleotides. RefSeq lists its product as uncharacterized. The transcript has 4 exons. Gene Ontology annotation, molecular function: sterol binding. The record is from RefSeq and is a predicted model, not a curated record. The coding region runs from base 91 to 573 and encodes 160 amino acids. Gene Ontology annotation, biological process: intracellular sterol transport. NCBI's taxonomy places the organism in Eukaryota, Viridiplantae, Streptophyta, Magnoliopsida, Ericales, Ebenaceae.